Messenger RNA from Metarhizium robertsii ARSEF 23, 321 nucleotides. RefSeq lists its product as uncharacterized. The transcript has 2 exons. The coding region runs from base 1 to 321 and encodes 106 amino acids. The record is from RefSeq and is a predicted model, not a curated record. NCBI's taxonomy places the organism in Eukaryota, Fungi, Ascomycota, Sordariomycetes, Hypocreales, Clavicipitaceae.
AUGCCGGGCCAUGCCGAAAGUGCCUAUACUGUCAGGACAACCAGGCUCAACUGGCUCCGUGACCUCAUACCCUUACGAAUGGCGGAAGCGGGAAUUCUAGCCUUUCGAUAUAACGCCAACAUUCUUCAUGGGGCGUCAAUCGCGGGAAGCACUUGCAAAAAGGAGGGCAAGGAUGAAGGAACAAGAUUGAGGCUCACCGAACAAGGUCAAACGGCUAUAUCAUCUAUGAAUGACCAGGAUGAUUGGACUUAUAUUGCGCGGAAUGCUGAAAAGUUCAAGGCCAAACAGGAUAAUAAGAGAUUAGAGGAUGACAAGGGCUAG